AUGGUCCUCAGAAGAAUCCUCACUGUGGUCUUCAGAAGCAGGGUCUGCGCUACUACUAGAUGCCUCCUUCAAAUUUGCGUCACCAUCAGACUUCUCCUCCUCUGA
This is a messenger RNA of Chondrus crispus (carragheen), 105 nucleotides long. RefSeq lists its product as hypothetical. Bases 1 to 105 code for a protein of 34 amino acids. Lineage: Eukaryota; Rhodophyta; Florideophyceae; Gigartinales; Gigartinaceae. The record is from RefSeq and is a predicted model, not a curated record. The transcript has a single exon.